Molecule: messenger RNA, 2331 nt
Organism: Durusdinium trenchii
Lineage: Eukaryota; Dinophyceae; Suessiales; Symbiodiniaceae
Source: the annotation of a GenBank genome assembly
GCUGCGCGCAAUACAUGCCACAAAUUUCAGCAGGGUGCGAUGGCAAACGUGUUUCCAUAUCAUUCAACCAAUGUUUUAGGCCCAAGCCUAAAACUGGCUGCAGCAUGGAAUGCGCAAGCCCGACCAUUCAGCUAGCAGGUGGCUGGUCUAGAUUUGCCAGCGAUGCCGCUCCCGCUUUGCCUGAGCAACGCCUGCUGCCAACUGCCAAUCUUUUGAAGGCGAUGACAAGUUUCCGUGGCAUAGCUCUUCUAUUCAUUUUGCUCGCGAAUGUCAUUUGCGCAAAUUUCUGUCAUCCAGAUUUUGGCAUACAGCAGCACGACGAGUGGAAACCAUACCUAGUUGCCAGUUGCACACUCUUUGGUAUUGUCUUGAUUGCUGAUGGCCUGCCUGCAGAUGCAGUGCUUCUUGGACUGUCAGUAUUGUUUGUCCUAAGUGGGGUCAUCACAGAACGUCAAGCUUUCGCCGGAUUUGCAAGCCCUGGGGUAGCUGCAUAUGCCGCUCUUUUCAUUCUCUCGGAGGCAUUUGCAGAGGUAAAGAUUCUGGACUCGGUGGUUUUUCGGAUCCUAGGGCACCCGGCUGGCCUUAGAAUGGCGCAAUGUCGGAUCACCAUCCCGGUGGCCAUCGCCUCAGCCAUUUUCAACAAUGGUCCGCUGGUUGCCAUGCUUGUGCCCGUGGUGCAAGCAUGGGCCCAGCGUCACGGGCAUGCAUCUGGACAGCUUUUGAUGCCUCUUGCGUUUGCAUCCACACUAGGCGGAACACUCACGAUGAUUGGCUCAGCUGCCAACUUGUUGGCGCAAGAUUGCGCUCGAGAAUUGCCUACGCCUGUUGAACUGUCUUUCUUUUCGCUCACUCCGUACUCCCUUCCGCUCAGUAUGGUUGGCAUUGGCUACAUGCUUGCUGCAGCUCGCUGGCUUCUCCCACGGCUUUGCCAAGACUCUUUGGACAAAGAUCCAAAGUACCAACGCAGUCCAAUUCGGGGAGACCAAGAGCUGCUUCUUGACAUUGAGGAACCAUUUGCCGCUGAAUUGCGUCACUUCCAAAUCCUUUUCGUGGUCCGUCGCAGGUGCCCUUCCAUAGGAAGCACACUUCAAGAACUUGGAUUUUCCCGGUUGCCAGAUGCACGCGCUUUGGGUUUGCAUCGCGCUGGUGAAGUACUUCAAAAUACAUUUCACACACCUUUGGCUCAUGGAGAUGUAUUGAAAAUGACUGCAUCUGCUGCUAGCAUUGCCCGGCUUCGGAGAAGUUAUGACGGACUUGAGCCAGCUGUGUUUCGAGAUUUGGAGGGUCUGGGUGGUCGGAGAAGGCACCGGCGACUCUUUGAGGUGGUUGUGGCAGAUUCCAGCUUGGUACAGUUGCAGUCACUGGCAGAGCAGAAGGCAAAACUGUUUCAAAAAGGUUGCGUGAUCCUCGCAAUCCGUCAUGACAAAGGCAGCCUUGACGUUUCUCCAAAUCGAAUUGUUGCCGGGCAGAUCUUGCUUCUGGAAGCUUUUCCUGGAAUGGCUGACAGGAUGGCAGACUUUUCGGUGAUUGCCCCUGUGGAGGCUUCCAAACCUCCAAGGCAAGGGAAGCAGCAGGACCGAAUGCGAGGGAUGCUUUGCUUGAUGGGCUUCUUCACAGUCAUCGUGCUGAAUGGCUUCAGCAUACUUCCUUUGGCCACGGCAGUGCUUUUCUUGGACUUCCUUUGCUGCUUUGCGAAGGUGUUGGGCUGGCGAGAGGCAGUGCAAUCCGUCAACGGGGGCGUAGUUAUGACCAUUGCGGCCUCCUUUGGGAUUUCAGCAGCGCUAACCCAGACAGGGGUAGCACAUGCACUUGCCAACGCUUUACUUGGACUUGGUUUGGGAUUUGGUCCGUUCGGGGUGCUCUGUAUGGUUUACAUUGGAGCAGCCUUUCUCACCAACAUUAUUAGCAACACAGCCACUUGUGUGAUGAUGAUUCCGGUGGCUGCUCACAUAUCAGAGGAGCUGCAAGAAACCAUGUGCCAACUGAGCGUAAAGACCCUGCUUGUGACUGUCGUGCUCGCGUCCAACGCAGCUUUUGCAACACCUUUGGGAUCUCCUUGCAAUAUCCUUGUGGUCGAUGCCGGUGAUUACGAUUUCCGAGACUUUCUGCGUUUUGGAGGGCUGCUACAAAUCGUUAUGAUGUUGUCCACCUGUAGCCUGCUGUAUGCGUGUCCGUGUGCAUAGCAGCAUAGCGCAAUCGCAAGCAUGCUGAAAAAUGUGUUUUACUUUGUUCUUUGGGAUUGAGUGGGUUGCAGCUUGCGCGCAUGCCUUGCGUUUGGUGCCUCCAUGUCCAUCCUGUUCCGGCAGCACCAGCUCAAUAGCUUAAGGAGUC